Molecule: messenger RNA, 1996 nt
Organism: Linum tenue
Lineage: Eukaryota; Viridiplantae; Streptophyta; Magnoliopsida; Malpighiales; Linaceae
Source: the annotation of a GenBank genome assembly
UCUCACAGAAGAGGCAGAAGGAUGAAAAAUUAGAGAUUCUUUUUUUCUCUCCUACAGAAGAAAGAGAGGGGAGAUCGGAGACAACCGGCGAAAUAGCCGUAGCACCAAUUCUCCAUCUUCCGGCGACGAGCUCCGUUUUUAUCCCAACAAUGGACGACGAAUCCGCGCAGAAGUCCAACGGUAGUCAUCACGGCUCUUCCAAUGGCGCCGUCAGCAAUUCCGAUCAAUCGGUCCCCUCGGACAGGCUCCUCCGCGUCUACGCCGAUGGGAUCUACGAUCUCUUCCACUUCGGCCACGCCCGCUCCCUCGAACAGGCCAAGAAAUCGUUUCCGAACGCGUACCUGCUCGUCGGGUGCUGCAACGACGAGAUCACGCACAAGUUCAAGGGGAAAACGGUGAUGACGGCAGCUGAGCGCUACGAAUCCCUUCGCCAUUGCAAGUGGGUGGAUGAAGUCAUUACUGAUGCGCCAUGGGUGAUCAACCAGGAGUUUCUUGACAAGCACAACAUUGAUUAUGUGGCUCACGAUGCCCUGCCGUAUGUUUGUCUCCUUACUUAGUUCAAACUUCAAUUUCGAGAUCAGCAGUUAGCUCCCUUUUGCAUCUUGGUUGAUGAGAAUUUCCCCAUUGAUCGUUGGGAAUCAUUAGUAGAUUCAUAUUCGUUAGUGUUAUUGUUAUUGAUGGUUGCGUGAGAUUUGAACCUAAGCGGGAUGAAUGUUCACUGUUCACCCGUUCAUUCCAUUACCACUAGAUCAACCACUUCGGGUGGCAUAGGUAGAGCAAUAUGUUCUUUUUAUAUAUAGGUGAAUGCACUAAGGUUUGAAUCUAGGACGAUACAAAUGGUUUUCAUUUCAUCCCGUUAGAGCAAUCUGUAUCAAGAACUAGUUCGUCUAAAUAAUCCUAGAUGUUGGGAAAGGUACUCGAAUGAAAGCCUAUUAGUAUCCGGGAAUACCAGGAUUCGAUUGAGGUCUCUUGAUUAAUAACCAUGCUGAGGGAUACUGUGGGUCCAAAAAUGAACAAUACACGCUAUCUUUUGUCGGAUGUUUAUGAAAUUUAGAGGAUGAUGAACAUUGAACACUAUCUCUUGUGUGUAGAUAUGCAGAUGCAAGUGGAGCUGGGAAUGAUGUUUAUGAAUUUGUGAAAAAAGUUGGGAGGUUUAAAGAAACGAAAAGAACUGAUGGGAUUUCUACAUCAGAUAUUAUAAUGAGGAUCCUGAAAGACUACAAUCAGUAUGUCAUGCGCAAUUUGGACAGAGGAUAUACGAGAAAGGAACUCGGUGUUAGCUAUGUAAAGGAAAAGCGACUGAGGGUCAAUAUGAGAUUGAAGAAACUACAGGAGAAAGUGAAAGAACAACAAGAGAGAGUUGGUGAAAAGGUGUGGCUUCAGAUUCAAACAGUGGCAAUGCAUCGGAACGAAUGGGUGGACAAUGCUAAUCGCUGGGUUGUUGGUUUCCUUGAGAUGUUUGAGGAAGGUUGCCAUAAAAUGGGCACUGCCAUUAGAGAUCGACUUCAAGAACGGUUAAUGGGCCAGGAAUCUAGGGAGAUGCUCCUAGAUGGCAACGACGAAGACGAUGAUGAGGAAUAUUAUUACGAUGAUGAUGAUGACGACGAAGACGAGUAUGAGUAUGUAGAUGGCGAAGAAGAGUAUUACGACGACGAAUUACAGUGCAAUACAAACGAAAAGGACGAGAAGAAAACAACUGUUGAGGGAAACCGAUGAUGAUCUCUCCCUCCUUUAAUCUAUUGACACUUUUCCCCCCUUAUUGGUUUAUUUUAUUGGGUAUGUAAUAGGGGUUUAUUCGGAAUUCACUUUCAGGUUUAUUGUAAAGUAGAUAGUCUCUAACAAUUGUGGGCUAUUAGUUUUGAGAGAGUGUAGCUUUGCUCUUCAUUUUUGAGAGAUGGACACCAAAAGUAAAAGACUUUACUGGUUUUGUACCAACCAUUUUGUGUCUUUUGGGAAACUUUGAUUCGUAUAUCGAGCUAAUUCAGUCGUAUUGAGU